UGCCCGAACACUGCUGCUGCUGCUGCGGAUACAGGGCAGCAGGGCUGGGUAGGGUCUGAAUGCGCAGUGGAUGCUGAGGGAGAAGAAACAAAUGUUUGUUUGUUAUCGUUAUGGGUGUCGUAUUGAGAUGCAAUUCUCACACUCUUAUGGAUGCAUGUUUAAUUAACUCAAUCCCCUCCGUGUUCAGUGACAGCAGUCCAAUGAGGCCAAUAAGAAGCGAUUACUGUUUUGCAGCAUCUUAAGCGUAGACAAAUUGUUGCACCAAAUGCAACGUUUUCCCUCUCCAGCUUCGUCUGCCCUUCAUCUUUUGCUGCAGAUUUAUAUUCACCCUUAAUUAUCUCCAAUUUUGCAGUGGAAAGACAGGCCUCUGUCUCGGUCUACAUUCACUUGGCUCCAGGGUGUAACUGGAUAGCACUUUAUCCACUGACCUUCAGACCAUCGUGCCACCAACAACAGUACCAUGCACAGACACGUGCACAUGUCUACCCUCCUGUUCGUGAGUUUUUUGUCACUGUAGAGACAGCCCUCUAAAGCACCAUCCAUUAAAAGUAUGUUUAAUUCAUUUAUUGUAAUCUAGAGAUUGUUAAAGCUUUAACCAAGAAAGUUUUACAAAUGUACGAUGUAUGUUGAACUAUUACAGUGAUGAUCUUUAAAUAAGGGAUAUGCAGAAUGACAAUCUGCAUCUAACAGGAAAUAGCAGUAUUGAGAUAUAACUGUUUCAAUGUUUACAGUUAUGUUGUUUAUUUUUAUCUCAAGAUGUUAUUUCUUAUCAAUAAGCCAAUAUUAAUUUGGGACCAUGAUUGGAGCCAUACUCUAAAUUACGUGUCAUGCGAUAUAUUGUAUGCAGUAAAGUGAAGUUGGCCCUAUAGGCAGUAAUAAUGCGUUCUGUUUCUGUAAACAGGAUACAAUAAAGUCUUGUCGUUCUGUGUCUUAGAGAUAACCAGCCUGCGUGUGCAUAGAAAGCGAGGAUUAAUGAUGCUUAAUUUGCACAACUGCCAAAAUAACUGAGACUGGAUAUCUGCGCAAUGAUGUUCUUCCCCUUUUCUAAAUUCCCUAUCUCCAUUCGUAGCAGUAUAGUUUUGAAUACUGCUAUCAUACUGGUAUGAGACAUACCAUUUAUGUACACACACAUGCCAUAUGACCAUUUUCUAUUUAUACUCUGGACCGUGUAAAAAGGAAGGGUUAUUUAUAGCAAACGUCUAGGUCAGCAUGUUAAUUGCCGGUUGUCACUGACAUUGAAUCUGUAGUACAGCCAAGCACAAGUAUGUUUUUUUUUCUUCCCUGUUUAUGAACGUGGAGAUCCUAAAUGUUAAGCUGAUUUGCUGCCCAGGAAAGCACUAUGCUGACCACUAUCACUGAAGGGAUUCUUUGCUGUCUGACUGGGAAGGCUGCCAGUCUGGUUUUGCCUCUGGAGUCUUCCGAACCCUCUGAUGGGUUUGAAUUUGUUGAGGUGAAACCUGGGCGAGUCCUGCGAGUGCGGCACAUUAUCCCUGAGCGUCCCAUGGUAACAGAGGAGCAAGUUGCAAGCAAGCAAAAGACGGACAGAAAUGAUGAUGAUGUUGAAGGCUCCCCUGAGGAAGAUAACGAAAGCAAUAUUGGCAGCAGCGUCCACUGCAAGAGGAAAAUCACAGUCUACCGCAAUGGGCAGCUGGUGAUUGAGAAUCUCGGCGAUAUACUGCACUCUGAGAUCCUGCAGUGCCAGGAUGGAGAUUUGGAGCCAUGCAGCACCGUAGAGGUGGAGUUAGCAGAUUACAAAGAAAUGCCCUCUUCUCCAGACCCCAACUCUGCUCUUCCUCAGGUUCACUCACCCCUUGGGGAACACAAACCUGCUCCACCUCCUCGCCGCCGUCGGCGUAAGCCCAAGCGCACCGUGCAAAUCGACUCAAAGAGGGUCAUCUCGAGCUGCAAAGGGACGCACUCGGACGUGGCACUGUUCUUCGUGCAUGGCGUGGGAGGUUCUCUGGACAUUUGGGGCAGCCAACUGGACUUCUUCUCUCGGCUAGGCUACGAUGUUAUUGCGCCUGACCUGGCGGGGCAUGGUGCCAGCACUGCCCCGCAUAUUGCAGCGGCUUAUACUUUUUACGCCCUUGCAGAGGACCUUCGUGCCAUCUUUAAGAGAUAUUCUCGUAAACGCAACAUUCUCAUUGGCCACUCGUAUGGAGUGUCAUUUUGCACCUUCCUGGCCCACGAAUACCCUGAUCUGGUCCAUAAGGUAGUGAUGAUCAAUGGAGGGGGCCCCACAGCUCUGGAGCCCAGUCUUUGCUCUAUCUUCCAGCUGCCAUCUUGUGUCCUGCACUGUCUGACACCCUGCCUGGCCUGGAGCUUCCUCAAAGCUGGGUUUGCCCGCCAGGGUGCCAAAGAAAAGCAGCUAUUGAAACAGGGCAACGCCUUUAAUGUGUCUCCGUUUGUCCUGCGAGCCAUGAUGAGUGGCCAGUACUGGCCUGAAGGGGAUGAGGUCUACCAUGCUGAGCUCACUGUGCCCAUCCUUCUGGUUCAUGGCAUGUGUGACAAGUUUGUGCCAAUGGAUGAGGACCAGCGCAUGGCAGAGAUCCUUCUGUUUGCUUUCCUGAAAGUCAUCGAGGAGGGAAGUCACAUGGUCAUGAUGGAGUGCCCUGACACCGUCAACACCCUCCUCCACGAGUUCUUUCUAUGGGAGCCUGACAUGUCCAGAAAAGACAGCAGCAAAACAGACACUGCUCUCACUGACUCUCUCCACACACUGAAAAUCAAUAAGCCUGUGGACAAAUAAUCAAGCAGGAGACAAGUUUUGUUACGGAACCAAGCAGAAGGCCUUUUGUGGCAUGUGUUCUUAAGGCUGCUCCCAGGCUGAGAGCUGUUAUAAACAGGGCCUCAUCUUCAGGAUGUGGACGGCCACUGGUGCUCCAAGAUUAAGCAGGACUUUGGCAUGUUGCCGACCAGAGAACGAUGGAACAAACAUAAAGAUAAGGGCAAUGGAUGGAAACACAGUCCGUUUUUGCUUCGCUUUAAUUGCAGUUUGUGCUCCAUUGCGUCAUGUUUGCAAAACGACCCAAUACCUGGAGGACUGUGUCCAUUAGGGAUUUGACUAUGAAAUAUAUCUGGUGAAAAACGGACUCCUACCAGAUGCAAAGGCAUACAAAUCAUGAAAUGGUGAUGUGGUGAUUUUCCUCUCCUUAAAUAUUCUGUGUAGUACUGCAGAGCUUCUAAUGUACCUUUUUAAAAAUGAUUAUUUACUAAUCGUUGGAUCAAACAUAUAUCCGCUUUCAUUGGGAAAGUGGUGGGUUGAGGAAUUACAGAUCUGAUCUGCCAGUAUGAUAGGGAAGAACAACUUAUAAUUAAAAAAAACAAUAAUAGUUUAUUACAAAAUAAUGAAGACAUUAAAUAUACUGUCAUUCAUACAUACGUUACAUAUUGCCAGAAUGACAUAUACAAAAAUCCAUCGUCCACCUGCAUUUCAGCCACCUAAUAAUCCCAUCCAAACCAUGUACAGUGUUCACAGUCUCAAACAUUAAGACUCACAGUCACAGUUUAUGUCAAUAAAAAUGUAUCGUCUAUUUUCAAAUUACAGCAAUAUAUUUUCCAUAUAUUGAACUCUUAUCUAACUCAAAAAGCUAUGUGCGUCUAUGUUAAGCACAAUGUAACCAACUCAUUAAUUCAUAGUUGCAUGGAAAUCAAGUUAUAUGCAAGGAGAGAUUUAUCUGAGCUGGUUACAAAGACAGAUGUAAACAAAAAUGGAUGCCCUAAAGUUUCCUUUAUUUGAGCAGCUAUUGCUGCAAUAGUAAAUAAUAUCCAAAGGAUAAUCAAAAAGUUCAGAGGAACUGCAUGAGUUCAGAAUAUGAAAAAGUAUCAGGAUUGUGUCAAACAGUUGCAAUAUAUUCUUAUAUUGAAAAGUUCCCUGUGCACUUCUCUCUAAUCAAUUGAGUGUUCUUUCAAUGUGUAAGUAUUGUUCUGCCUUUAUUUUGAAAUAACUGCCAUAACAAAUUGUGGUUGUAUUGACCGCUUUAAGCUGCUGAGUGGGUUGCUCUAAAACUGUCCAGUUCAUUAUAUUUAUCUAAUAGUGUCAAACAGAAAGAAAAAGCUCACAUUAUGCUCGUAGAAAGACAUUCAUUCAUGGGUGCUACUUUGUCUCAUAGUGGGACAGUAAGGUGUAAGUAAGGAAAAGGUGUUAACCACUGGAGUGUCCAAAGCUUAAAAAUCAAAUGUGAGUCAGCCAAAGGUGAAAGUCCAUUAGAAAGAGAGAAAAUUGUACGGACCAUGCUGGUCUGUGUGCUUAUGCAACAUGACUGGUCUUAUGCAACAGGAACAACAUAGAGAGAAUUAAAGUGGACAUAAACUGACUUGGCACUGACAUCUCAAAUAAAUAUGAUUUAUUCUCUAUGGAGUUUCCAAAAACCAACAAGUGCUGCUGAUGCAUUGUACUGUAUGUCUCCUUUUGGUGUUAAAGGUCAGUAAAACUGUAUGGAUGACAGGGUGCAUACUUCCUUUUAUGCUAAAAGUGUGCAUAUAUACAAAUUGUGAGUGCUCAAAUGUGCUAUAUCUUUUUGUGGUUAACAAAGAUGUAUUAAUGUUAUUGUUGCAUUUAUUCAUGGGAAUCAUAAUAUAUGCACUGCCUGAAUGUAGAUGCAUAUAACAGUAUAUACCCUAUCAAAACUGUUCAGUGUAUGAAUGUGCCUUUCCUGGCAUGAAAUA
Molecule: messenger RNA, 4668 nt
Organism: Eleginops maclovinus (Patagonian blennie)
Lineage: Eukaryota; Metazoa; Chordata; Actinopteri; Perciformes; Eleginopidae
Gene: abhd8a
Product: abhydrolase domain containing 8a
Exons: 6
Coding region: 1340-2749 (469 amino acids)
Molecular function (GO): catalytic activity
Source: RefSeq, a predicted model, not a curated record